AUGAACCAAAGUCCAACAAUUUUUGUGCCAGCAAAAAGAACAGACGAGGUUGACUGGGCAACCCCCCUUAAAAGAUAUAUUCAAACAACAUAUCAAGAGGAUCCAGAAAAAUAUGCGGACGAAGCAAAUGCAAUUCAUCGUCUAAGACAGGAUAUGAGAGGUGCUGGUAAAGACGUGACUGGAAGAGAUUUAUUGUAUCGAUAUUAUAGCCAGUUAGAGUUACUUGAUUUAAGGUUUCCUGUCGAUGAGAACCAUAUUAGAGUCUCCUUUACUUGGUAUGAUGCCUUUACACAUAAAGCCACUUCUCAGUUUUCACUUGCAUAUGAAAAAGCGAGCGUAAUUUUCAAUAUUGCCUCUGUCCUAUCGGCAAUUGCUGCUUCUCAAAAUCGAUCUGAACCUGAAGGUCUAAAACGUGCUUUCCAUUUUUUUCAAGCAUCUGCUGAGAGAUACACAUAUAUAAAUGAUAACUUUUUGCAUGCUCCUUCAACCGAUUUGAGUCGUGAUACUGUGAAACUGCUUACACAACUAAUGCUUACACAAUCUCAAGAGUGUUUCUUAGAACAGAGUUUAGGGAAUAAAAAUAAACCUGCUUUAGUAGCUAAAUUAGCUGCUCAAGCUGGAUGGUCCUAUGGAAACAUUGUCGAAAAUAUGGGUGAUCUUAUAAGUCGAAGCGUAUUUGACAGGAGUUGGCUAACAGUUUGUCAGGUAAAAUAUAAAUAUCUUACGUCUAUCGCUCAAUAUCAAAAAUCUCUGGCUUGUGAAAAAGAAAGCAAAUAUGGAGAAUGUGUUAGUCGCCUAAAUAUUGCAGAAUCUUUGGCUAAGGAAGCAAAUAAACUUUCCAACAAUUUUGUAUCGGCCUUCUCACCAACUGUGACUCCAACUCUUCCUCCUGAUACUGCAAUCUCGUUACAAGAACUCACAAAGUCAAAUCUUGCACUUAUCACGGAGAAAAAAAAUUCGGCUACGAAGGAUAAUGAUAUUAUAUAUCACGAAGUUGUUCCACAGGAAAGUGUUAUUUCACCAAUAGAUAAGUUAAAUGCAGUUAAGCCAAUGCCAAUACAAGAAUUAUAUGGUGUUAAUGAGAUGCAAAAAGUAAUCGGUCAAGAUAUUUUUCAACGUCUUAUUCCAUUAUCAGUUCAUGAAUCUGCAUCUUUAUAUUCAGAAGAAAAAGCUAAAAUGGUUCGUGGUGAAACUGAGAGAUGUGAUGUUUCUAAUAGUGAAUUAGAAGCUGCUUUAGAAUAUAUGAAAUUACCAGGAGCGCUUGUAAAGUUUAAGACGAAUAAUGAAUCUACAUAUUUGAAUGAAUUUGCAUCACCCACUCUUGAAGUUAUACAGUGGUCUCAAUUAAUAAAAACGGAGGAAGAACAAAAGGGUACAAUUAAAGAGCUAUUGAUGACUUUAAAUGGCUUAAAAGGCAGAGCUAAAGAAAUUUUAGAUGAAUCCUUCAUAAUAUUAGAUAAUGAACAACGAGGUUAUGAUGGAAUGAAGGUAAAAUAUGGUAUUUUAUGGACACAACCUUCAAACACACUCACUGCAGUUUUUCAUCAAGAUUUGAAUAGCCAUAAAGGUACACUUGAAAAAGCUGCAAAUUCGGACCAACAUUUGUUUCAAAAAUAUGAUCAAUCUCUAAAUGAUAUUAUGAUUUUACGGAUGGGCGAAAAUGGAGAUGAUUUAGAAAAAAUAUUUGCAGAAACAUUAUCCUCUAUAAAUACUAAUACUGAUACGUUUGUGGGUGGUAGGAGAAUAAGCAACGCAGAAAGUUUAUUAGACGUAGAUACAUCAAAAUCUGAAGAAAAUACUAAUGUUAAAGUACAUAAGGUUGAAGCAUGUUUAGAAAAUUUAAAUAAAAUUAGGAAAGAACGAAUGGAUACAUUAAAUGAUUUGAAAGAAAAGACGCACAAAGAUGAUAUAUCCAAUAUUCUAAUCCUUAAUAAAAAGGUACAAAAUAUUGAACCACAGCUUUUUGCCACUGAGCUUGAAAAAUUCUCUCCAUAUCGAAACCGUAUAACUGCUAGCAUUCAUCAUCAGCAAGCUUUAUUGCAAGAACUCACAACUCAUUACAAAAGCUUAAUGGAAAGUGAUGAAUCAAUGACUUUGCAAUCACGGUGGGACCUUGCUGAACGGAAAAGAAAGGAAGUGUGCGAUCGAUUUAAAAAAGCAAAAGAUAAUUAUCUCGAGGUUAAAGAAGGUUUGAGGAAAGGGAUUCAGUUUUAUUCCGAUUUGACUGAAGUUAUUGAAAAUCUUUCCAAGACCUUACAUAAAUCUGCCAAAUCUCGCCAACAAGAACGUAAUGAAUUGGUACAUUCUCUUCAAGAACAACAAAUAGUCAAAAACAAAUUAAUAUCUUCAAGUAUUCCCUCUUCUAACCAAGCGAUAAACCAUUAUGAAUCUUUAAAUCAACUUGCAGAAGAUACGAAUAAAUUAUCACUUAAUAGCAAUAUCAUACCGAUUGAUAUCAAUAGGGAUUCGAGUACUUCAACAAUACCACAGACUCAAUCUAAUGUUACAAAUUUCUACAAUAAUACGUCACAUUCUUACACUUCAUCUGUUCGAAAAGAUUCUAAUACUAAUCCUUCAGCACCUCCUUAUGUUCCUAUAGCUCCUCCGAAACCAUCGGCACCAUCUACUUUAACUUUAGGUUCUUCUAAUAAUUAUUUUUCGCAAGGACCUACUUCCUUUUCCGCACAACCGUCGAUAUAUAACACACCUUCCUCUCCAAAAUUACAAGGUCCACCUUUACCUCCUUUACCUACUGGAUAUCAACAACAGAAUAUUGUUCAUAACACAUCACCAUCAAAUAUUCAACGUUCAUACCAACCCGCAUUACUAGCGGUCUCUCAAUCACAACAAACGCUACCACAACAAUCACCAAUAUUGCAUCAAAAUCAUUCUUUUAAUGGUCAAUAUACACAAUUAUCAAUACCACCUCAACCUUCUCAAGGUCAACAACAAAUUCAACAGCAUGGUUUAUCAAGUACACCAUCGCCUCCGGUGCAGCAGCCUCCUUAUUCAACAAAUUUCCAAAACUCUCAACCACCACUUACUACACCAUUACCACCGCCUCAUCAUCAAUUUCGUCAAUCAUCAUAUGAAAAUCAUGCUAGUGCAGGAUAUAAUCGGCCAACAACUUAUUAUCAGCCUCCAAUUCAAGUUGUCCAACAAGGUAACGAGGGUUAUCAUCAUCAAUCUAUGCAACAUUCAAACUAUCGACCCGCACCUGUUCAACCUGGUUAUCCUUUUCAACAACAAGAUCGCCCUCCAACCCAACAGCAAAAUAUACAACCACCACAAAAAUCAUUAUUGGAUUAG
This is a messenger RNA of Funneliformis geosporum, 3309 nucleotides long. Lineage: Eukaryota; Fungi; Glomeromycota; Glomeromycetes; Glomerales; Glomeraceae. The record is from the annotation of a GenBank genome assembly.